UUGUAAUUGUCCUGUCUUUACAAACACAGUGAGUGACAUACAAUGUAAUCUGUGUGACCAGGACCAGUGAGUCCAUGGAGGUAUUUAUCAUUACUGAUACUUGUUUUUUCCAGUUAAAUAGAAGUCUAUUCAAACAUAUAGAUGACUCACGAGCUCAGAAACAGUUUCUGGUAACAGUGUCGUACUUAGAGAUGAUGGAUGAGAAGUUUACUGACUUGUUGAAUCCUCACAACAAUGAAAUGAAAAUUAAGCAGCAUCCACAAAUUGGCAUUUUUGUUGAUGGAUUAUCUGAGAUGGUUGCGUAUAAUGCUGAUGACAUCGCAAGAUUGUAUGACCAAGGCACCAGGGCUAGAAAGAUGGGAGCAACUGAUAUCACAGCUCAUAGAACAAGAUCACAUGGCCUAAAUAACAGCACUGAAGGUGUAGAAGGUAAAGAUGCAAG
Molecule: messenger RNA, 442 nt
Organism: Saccoglossus kowalevskii
Lineage: Eukaryota; Metazoa; Hemichordata; Enteropneusta; Harrimaniidae
Product: kinesin-like protein KIF13A
Biological process (GO): mitotic spindle organization; microtubule-based movement; spindle elongation
Cellular component (GO): microtubule associated complex
Molecular function (GO): ATP binding; microtubule motor activity; microtubule binding
Source: RefSeq, a predicted model, not a curated record